CUUUAACAGGAUUAGUCUUAUAAAACAGCAUUACGCUGCUCACGACUUUUCUCGAAAUCGGAAAUCUCUUUAACCGUUUUUUUGUUUUUUAGCUUUAUAUAAACAUCCUACGGUUAUGUCUCAUUAUUUCAUAUCUCGACCCACACAGCCGUCACACUACUACGCUAACACAAAUUGAAGACUGGGUGAGGCAGAGUGUGAUGUCUAUAAGACAGAUCUGAUGAUUUAUCAUAAAAUCAACAUUUUGUAAUUUAUCUUAAAAUCAACAUUUUGUGUAACAGCUGUCAUUCAUAUGUUAAGGAGUUUUUGAUUGCGUUAGCUUUUUUUCUCACUUUCUUCUCUUUAAACAAAGAUUAUUUUUGUCUCACUUAUUUUUAUUUAAUCCAAUCGACUACUUUACAGAGUAAUAUCUGGGAGAAAGAACCAAGAGCCGCCAAUCACAAAAUAUAGUUGCUGAAGGUCGCAAACUCUGGGUACUAAAGGAUGAAGAUAAAUGCCUUUGAGGACCUGGCUAACUACAACAAGCAUCUCCGAGCUAAUCCUAUCACAACUAUUGGUUACGCUCGUAAAUCUAAAGGGCGAGAGAGAUUUACCACUCGGUGCAACCUCUUGUCAAAAAUGGUGGAACGAUUGGAAGCUCAAUGUCUCUGCACAAAAAUAUUCGUGUCUCCUUCUUCCAAUGCGAACGAAGAGUUGGAAAAAAGAGACACCAACUCUAACAACAGCAACUACUUAAAGGCAUUGCAAGUGAAUGGUGACAUGAAGGAUCUCUGCCGCUUGCUUAACACAAAGUUCAAACCAGUUCGCCUUGUCGCCAUAGAUUUCGCAGGUCUCACCACGGAACCCAAUGACUUACGACAAUUCAUUAGAAAAUAUACCCAAAUUCAAGAAGUAGUCAUUGAUCAUGGUGUGACCUUUAGCAUAUAUUCACGACACGACUUGCUGGAAAACGAAGAUAUCAUCAGCAAGUUCAACUGUCGUACCGGCUUUAUCAGACGAUCAAGCUAGAUGGCGAUUGUCCUUCUCUUUGUAUUUUUAUUUUUUUUGCUUUUACUUUUUUUUUUUUAUGUAUCACCGGUCAAGGAUUUUCUUUGGGAAUUCUUAUUUUCACCCCCCUCAGUUUGUUAUUCUCCCCCUUCCCAAGCUAAAAAAUAGCCAAUAAAACACGAGAUACCUUUUUUUUAAAAAAAUGCACAUAAUAUAUAUUUUAUACUAUUAUUAUUUUAUUUCUUUAG
Messenger RNA from Halteromyces radiatus, 1235 nucleotides. RefSeq lists its product as uncharacterized. The transcript is spliced from 4 exons. The coding region runs from base 484 to 1008 and encodes 174 amino acids. The record is from RefSeq and is a predicted model, not a curated record. Lineage: Eukaryota; Fungi; Mucoromycota; Mucoromycetes; Mucorales; Cunninghamellaceae.